AUGCGAAUCCCGCUGCUGCCGCCGGGCACAGUGUUCCCAUGCUUUGGCAGUGGAAUCUCUGAGAUUUGCAUCCAGGUAGAGCCUUCUUUGGCCGAUAACAUUCCGUAUUCCUUUCUUGCGUUGCAGGCUCGCCCAAACUCGCACUCUCAUUCUGAGGUGGACUUCGGUACCUUCACAUGGUCCGCGUGGGGUGCGCGACUCAUUUCAGAAUAUGGCUAUGGCACAAUUGCCACGGCCAUUGGUGAAUGGGAUCUUCGCAGAUACGAAUACAUAGACAACAACCCUGCUGGACACAAUACAGUGGUUGUACGAGAAGCUUUCAAAGACGGUGAGGAAAUCAACUUUUCUCAGCUUCAUAGAGCAGUUGGGGAGCUUUCACUUGCCUCCACGAAUGUGGAUAAGAGUCAGUCCGUGCCCUAUGGUGCUUUACGUGCUGAUGGUUGGAUGGAUAUCACGAUCCGCUAUGCUUGUUCAGCUGCAGAUGGCUCGUUUCUCCUGGUGGAUGUUCUGCAGGUGAAAAGGAAUCGCACGGCCUUAAGCUUGUACGGAGCUCAAUAUGGUGGUCCCAACUUUGAUGAAGCACAGCCCAGCGCAAGAUUACAUCUUGAAGAGUAUUUUCACAUAGAUACAAGCUCAGCUUUGGCAGAAGAUUUGCAAGAGAUGGACUUUGAUAGAGAUUCGGGCCCAGGUGCUUACAAAUGGUGCUCCCAUGUAGAUCCAAUACUUUUGGGUUCCACCUCAGUGGUUCUGUAUCCCCGGCGCGGGCUUGGAAGCUACCGUCCUGGAGAUGGCUUGGGGCUUGUAAGCGGUUUUUCCACCUCUGGUGGCCAAUUCAUAUACGAUGGCUUGGUGGACAGAUGGUUCCGCAAGAAUUGGUUGAAGAAGCGGCGCUUUCGUUUCGUUGGUGAUUCCGCAGUCGGACCUGAGGGUGACGCGCGCGUAUUUGUCCUGAGCCCAUCGCCGUCCCCUAACAGAAGUGCCAUUCCAGUCGUUGACUUGGGCUUAUGCUUGCUGGAGCUUGGGUGUCGCAGUUCCUCUGCAAUUCAAUGCCCUGAGUCAAGAUUGCGUUGGGCAGUUGUGGCCCUCGGAAAGUUGCACUCCUGGAAGACAGUUGGAACCUGCAAUGCGUCCGUUUCCUUUGCUAUUCUUGACACUGCAGCAGUCUCCUCGUUGCAAGAAAACCUGCAGGAGCUCAACCUGAUUGACCGACGCUGUCGCAAAUGUUGCCUUUGCAGUUCAAAGUAG
Messenger RNA from Durusdinium trenchii, 1245 nucleotides. The record is from the annotation of a GenBank genome assembly. NCBI's taxonomy places the organism in Eukaryota, Dinophyceae, Suessiales, Symbiodiniaceae.